Molecule: messenger RNA, 1905 nt
Organism: Porites evermanni
Lineage: Eukaryota; Metazoa; Cnidaria; Anthozoa; Scleractinia; Poritidae
Source: the annotation of a GenBank genome assembly
AUGGCGGCCCGUAGCAUUUUUAGGGCCGUUUCAUUAUGCAGAAGAAAUAUUGCCUUCAUUGCGGGUUCUUCUCGAACACAAAGCAUUUUCACAAAAUAUAGGGAACCACCAAACGGUUUCCUCUUCAAUGAAAAGGUGAAUAUUCGAUUUUCCAACGGUUUUGGUACUUUAGAACUUAGGUUGUCCAGUUGUGUGUUCUUGUGUCAGAUAGGCAAAGGUUGCCAUCGCUUGAUUGAAGCUUAUGUUCAUUUAUGCUUUUGAAGUUUCUAGGUUUCUUUCUUUAGUUUCUUUGCUGCUGUCACUCCCUUCCUGUACUUUAAUAUCAUCUCCACGUUUUAAAGUGUAUAUAUGAUGUUUGGCAAACAAAGAAAAACCACUAUGAUUUUAGCAGCCUCUCUACUUUAACAGAUCAUAGGUAAUGAUGAACUAGAAUGCAUUUCCGAGUUCCCAAAACUCCCACUUUCAAACUGAGGCUAAGUGAAAAACCUUCCUUGCGAAAAUGAGUUUUGUUUGCAUGGUAUACAAUUUCAUUUUCAUGGCAAUGACUUUGCACCCAGCCUCUUCAGUUUAUUGUGUAAUUUCCAAUCUUUUCGGGAUCAUAAUUAUCUGUUUGAGGCCUCUGAAGCCUGAAGAGAAGCAACUUAUUAUCAGUCUAUAGUUAACAAUUACUCCACGAGUGCGCAUUGGAUAUGUGAUGGUAGAUAGCCAAGGUGCGUAGCGCCGAGUUGGCUAUUAUCAUCUCAUAUCCAACAAGCACGAGUGGAAUUAUUGUUGUAUUAAAAAUGCCCACAAAAUAUCGAGAAUUCUUCCCAACUCUAUUUAUAAAAACCAACGAUUUUCAGCUUGUUUUUAAUUUUGAACAGAUGCGUGCAGUUACCAUAUUUGGAGAGCAUGGUAUAAUGGCUCAUAUACCAUGAUGGCUAAGCCAAUCAGAGCUCUAGAAUUGCAUUAUCCAAUGAUUCAAUUUUUAAUUAUAUAAAAUCUAAUGUUAAUCAGAAUGCUCUCAUAUUCAACUCCUGAGGCAUGGAGUGAAGAGACAUAAUGUCAGUGUAUUGUAUAAUUUGUAAUCAUAUUGCUGUAUUUGCAGCCUCUGAAGCCUGGAGAGAAGCGUCAGUGGGAGGAGUGGGAGGAACCUUGGUACCGCUGGUGGGCUCUUAUUCUUGUCGUCAUACCUGUCAUGUUUUAUUACAAACCUGAUACAAAGUGAGUAGCCAGUUUUGAUGUCUGGUCAUUUCAAUUGCAAAGUCUAGUGAAGCCUGUUCACUUCAAGAAUUUUGCCACUGGCUCACAGACAGUUUAAGUGGAGGUUAAGUUUCUUUAGUGACACCAGCUAAUCAGAAUGAAGCAUGCGCAAAACUAGCACAAUAAUUCUCGUUUUCUCUGAAAGCUACAAACUGUGAAGUAGAAGGUCAUGAUUUAGUUUUCUGUUUGCUUCACGCCAUUACAUUGCGAAGAUCGAGUGACCACUUAAAUUAAAUCUGUUUGGUAUCACUUUCCUUUGCUAUGUGACCUAAGUAGCCCCAGUAUAACCAAAAUGGAAUUUGUCAUGUACUACUACUUUGAACUUUUCCUUUUCCUUUUAAAAGUUAAUAAUUCAUCUUUUUACUUGUUAUAGACCUCAGACUUGGGCAAGGAAGCAAGCAUUAAGGAUUGUUGCUGAACGAGAUGCUGCAUAUGAAGCAGCUGCUGCAAGGGGCGAGGUGGUUGAAGAGGAAGAAGCCGGUGAUGUGGUGAUUAACUGGAAGCCUUUGAUGUAAAACCUCUUUGUGUUGAAAAGAGAGAAAUAUUUUUUCAAACUUGUCACAACAUAAAAUCAUUCCAGAUAAUUAAUUUAGUGCUGUUGCUGUGUGAAAUUUAAAGUAAAACUUUAUGUUUGGCUCUUUUGUAAAUAAAGAAAUGUCUACC